Messenger RNA from Vigna angularis (adzuki bean), 498 nucleotides. Its product is annotated as probably inactive leucine-rich repeat receptor-like protein kinase At5g48380. The coding region runs from base 1 to 498 and encodes 165 amino acids. The transcript is spliced from 2 exons. The record is from RefSeq and is a predicted model, not a curated record. Lineage: Eukaryota; Viridiplantae; Streptophyta; Magnoliopsida; Fabales; Fabaceae.
AUGGAAAAUGGGAAAGAGGAAGUGGAAAAUGGGAAAGGGAAAACGCGAAAGGGGAAAAGGAAUAGUGGAGAUAUCUUGCUCUCAUCACCGAAGUCACCGGAGUUUUCCAUUUCCCACAACAAAAUCAAUAUAAAGGAGAACAUGUUUCUUGCUGGAAUAUCGCGAUCCUUUGGAAUAAUCCUUUUUGAACUUUUAACGGGGAAAAGACUAAGUCCAUCCACUGAUUCUUCUGACAGUAUUAAUGGCCAUUUGAUGAAGUAUAUCAGUAAGAACUUCUUCACUGAUCCUGCUGACUUUUAUGAUGCCAUUGACGAUUCUAUAAUGGGGAAGGGUUUUGAUGAUAAAAUCCUACGUCUUCUUGAAGUUGCAUGUGACUGUGUUAAGACAUCUCUAAAGCAAAGGCCAAAGAUGGUUGAUAUUCACCAAACUAUAAGAGCUAUGUGGGAGGGCUACAAACCCUGCUUUCAUUCUGAAAGUCUGACAGUAAAAAUAAAAUAA